ACUUUGGUUAACCACCCGACUCCACCUAAUAUAGCCUUCCUUUUCCGUCCAUGGCCGCGCAACCCUAACGGCGCCCUUCCCGUGCCGCGCGCAUGGCGGACCCCGGCGGCUGCCUCGAGGUCCGGCUCUUCUACGUGCGCGUCUCGCCGCACGGCGGCGCGGCCCCUCCCCCGCGCCUCGCGCUCGAGCUCCGCCCCGCGGGCGGCGAGGCGGCCCCCGUCCCGCUGCGCCUCGACCGCCACGACGCCGCCUCGGGCGAGGCCACCUACGUCUCCACCGCGGCCGCGCGGCUUCCCCCGCCAUCCGCGGCCUUCGAUGUGGCCGACCACCGCGGCGUCGCGCUGCUCCGGGGCUCGCUUCGGUGGUGUCCCGGCGCCAAGGGCGGUUCCCACGCCUGGGAAAUUGAUUGCGUCCCCGCCGCUGCGGCGGCCGCCUCGGCCUCGGCCUUCGAGGUGUACGUCGCCGGGUGCUACGCCGGCGAGCCCGCGGUGCUCACGCACGCCCUGCGGCUAGCCACCCCGGAGGAAGCUGCUGCUGCGUUGGUUCGGCGCCGAUCGGGGGCAUUGCCGGCUGCUAGGGAUGAAGGCGACAAUGAUAUGAACACUGGUAGCACGCAAUACCCUGAAGGUUGGUACUCAGACGAUGACGACGGGCAGCUCUCAUGGUUCAACGCUGGGGUCAGAGUUGGCGUAGGCAUCGGCCUGGGAGUCUGUGUUGGUGUAGGCAUAGGCGUCGGGCUCCUCCUGCGCUCCUACCAAGCAACAACCAGAAGCUUGAAGAGGCGGUUCUUCUGACAGUUGCAGCUGGUGUAGCUACCAAUGAUGACCAGAGCAGAGUUCUGCCUCACAUACUUGUAUAGUUCAUGUGUUUGUUGUGCAGGAGUUUUGUUUUGUUUUUAGGGGAAAGUGUAGAUGCUGUGUUAAUGUGGUUGUGUACAUGGCUCUCGCCGUUUCUUGUAUGGCAUGGCAUGCAUGUAAACUGUGAAGUUGGUCCUCGGACAUGUGAAGGAAAUGGUUUCUAGUUUUGA
Zea mays is the source of this 1027-nucleotide messenger RNA. RefSeq lists its product as uncharacterized. NCBI's taxonomy places the organism in Eukaryota, Viridiplantae, Streptophyta, Magnoliopsida, Poales, Poaceae. The record is from RefSeq and is marked provisional.